UUGGGGCGAGAGCAUGCUCCUCUCCUCCUCUUCUUCCCUUGCCUGGGCUUCAUCUGAUCUCACCUCACGCGCACACUCCCCCGAUCACUCCCCCCUUCUCCGCCUCCAGCUCACACCCACCGCCCCACCCCUUCUUCCCCCUCGCACUCAAAUCCAGAGCCUCGCAGAUCCGCCGCCUCCCCGAUCCGAUCGCCUCCGCCUCCUCCCGAUCGGAUCCCGCAGGGUUUGGGUGUCUGCGGCGAUUUAGAUGGUUUACGAUGGCGCCGUGAAGGACCAGGAGAGCGCGGCAAACACAGCGUCGGCAUCGUCGGCGGUGACGGAGGCAUCGGGGGAUUCGCCCGCGGCGUCGGAGGCGGCGGCGGUGAGCACGAGGCCCUCGGCGAGGCCGCCGCACGAUAAGAGACUCGGCGUGCGGCACCCCUUGAAGCACCGCCGGUUCCGUGCCGGGGGGAAGAUGAUGGUGGAGCCAGGAGGGGUGCCGCCCGCUCAGGCUGUGGCAGAAGGGGAGGAGGAGGAGGAAACCAGCGAGGUGGAAGAGGACGAGGCGGAGGAGGAGGAGGCCUCGUCCACGGAGACGGAGAUGCAGGCUGCCGAUGUGGAGGUGUCAUCCGCGCCGGCAGCAGGGGUACAAGCGAUGGAGGUGGACGGGGGCGAAAUGGAGGCAUCACCUGAGCCAGCGGUGGCUGUGGGGGACACAGAGUUGGAGGCCCAGCAAGAAGAGGAGGAUGAGGUUUCAUCCAUAGCGGUGGCACAGGGGGAGAGGAAGCAGGAGGCCACACCUGCAACGUCUACCGUACUAGCUGUGGAGGCGCCCAAGGAGAAGGAUCAGGAUAAGGAGAGGGAGGAGAAGGAGAAGAGGGACAAGGAGAGGGAAAGGCAGAAGGAGAGGGAGAGGGCGGAUGAGGUUGGCUAUAUGAGUGGAGGAUGGAAGAGUGUUGACGGAAGGCUGAAUUGUGGGUAUUCAAGUUUUAGAGGAAAAAGGGCAAGCAUGGAAGAUUUCUAUGAUAUAAAAUCAUCUAAAAUUGAUUAUAAACAAAUAAGUCUCUUCGGAAUUUUUGACGGUCAUGGCGGUUCACGUGCUGCUGAGUAUUUGAAGGAGCACUUGUUUGACAACCUCAUGAAACAUCCGGAGUUCAUGAAAGAUACAAAAUUAGCUAUAAGUAUUAAUCCAGUCAUCAUCUGGCAACUUGAAACAUAUAGAAAGACAGAUUCAGAGUUCUUGGAUGCUGAAAGGAACUCUCAUAGAGAUGACGGGUCAACUGCAUCAACAGCAGUGUUGGUUGGUGAUCAUCUUUAUGUGGCAAAUGUUGGAGACUCAAGAGCUGUUAUAUCGAAGGCUGGCAAAGCUAUUGCGCUAUCUGAAGAUCACAAGCCGAACAGAAGUGAUGAGAGGAAGCGAAUUGAGAGUGCUGGUGGGAUAGUUAUGUGGGCUGGAACAUGGAGGGUAGGUGGCGUACUUGCGAUGUCUCGGGCAUUCGGCAACCGUCUGCUAAAGCAAUUUGUUAUUGCGGAGCCUGAGAUUCAGGAACAAGAAAUAAAUGAUGAAUUGGAGUUUCUGAUUAUAGCUAGUGAUGGGCUGUGGGAUGUGGUUCCGUUUCCGGACUUUGGACAAGAAGGUAAUUAUGGAGAUUCCCUUAGAGCUAAUGCUGACUAUAACUCAAAAGAAACCUUGGAUGUUUUUCCCUGACAUUAUUCCACUAGGUCAUCCUAUAUUCGACAUUAUUGAAUCAACAGAUCCAGAGAUGGAUUGGGAUCUAAGAUUAGCUUGCCUUCUUCUCUAUGCAUUUGAUAUAGAAGACAACUUUUGGCAGUUAUGUGGUGAUUUUUUGCCAGGGCCUGAUGAAUGCACUAGUUUGCUGCUGGCACCGAAGUUUGAAUGAAUUUACAUGCCUGGCUUUCUAGGAGGAUUUGAUGGAACUAGAAGAUGAAGAUCUUGCCUCAGAAAUGUUAAAGCACCAGCAACGAGCAAUUGACUUCUGG
Messenger RNA from Panicum hallii, 1980 nucleotides. RefSeq names its product probable protein phosphatase 2C 52. The coding region runs from base 248 to 1687 and encodes 479 amino acids. Gene Ontology annotation, molecular function: cation binding; protein serine/threonine phosphatase activity. Lineage: Eukaryota; Viridiplantae; Streptophyta; Magnoliopsida; Poales; Poaceae. Gene Ontology annotation, biological process: protein dephosphorylation. The record is from RefSeq and is a predicted model, not a curated record. Gene Ontology annotation, cellular component: nucleus; cytosol. The transcript has 11 exons.